Messenger RNA from Carya illinoinensis, 4386 nucleotides. Its product is annotated as protein OBERON 4-like. The record is from RefSeq and is a predicted model, not a curated record. Bases 398 to 4123 code for a protein of 1241 amino acids. The transcript is spliced from 2 exons. Gene Ontology annotation, cellular component: nucleus. NCBI's taxonomy places the organism in Eukaryota, Viridiplantae, Streptophyta, Magnoliopsida, Fagales, Juglandaceae.
GUAUCCAAAUCGCUCUCUGUGUUUUCUUCAGUAGUUAAAACUGCGUUGACUGCGCUAUAAGCCCAACCCCCGACUCUACCACCUUCUCUUUCUUUUUUACCCUUAUUUCCAAUUAUGCCCACACCAAAUCCCAACAAUCCCACCCCUCCUUCUCGCCGGUCAACUUCUCCGAUACAUCUCUCCUCCGACCUCUCCCUAUUUUUCUUUCUUUUAUGCUAAUCCCCCGUACGUAUAAUUUCGCAUAAACUUAGGCGUACUUCUACUAGCUCUCUUCAUAGCUCCAUCCUUCUUCUUGCGGUCAAAACCCUAGAUUUGCUUUUUCGGAGGGGGCAGUUUCCGUGAGUUCGUAUAUGAAUUUUGCAAGAAGAAAGUUCAGAGAAUUUCGUAGCUUUCAAAGAUGAAGAGGCUGAGGUCUAGCGAGGAUCUCGAUUCGUAUGGAGAUAAGUGCAAGGAUCCGAACCCGAACCCGAAUCGGUCGUCGUCAUCUUCGCACCGGAGCUUCUACUACAAGCCCGACAGUGUACGGAAAGGUAUGGCUCGGUACGACCGGGAUCGAUCCGCUGACGAGGAUCGCGAGGGCUCUCGGAUGAUGCGUAAGAGAUCGGACCACGAUUCCGAGGGAGGAUUCGAUCGACGAAAGGGUGGCUUUGAUCGGUACAGCGGAGAGAACAGAGGAGGUGGAGCAGUAGGAGGAGGGUAUGAUCGAACUUUGAUGCAUCGGUCGGAGAGCUUUUGCGGCGGGUUGUCGUCGACAAGGAGAGAGUUCCCAAAGGGGUUUCGAUCGGAGCGGUCUUCUUCGGCUGCAUCAGAGCGGUCGCGGCGCGAGGGGAGUGUGUCGUCCUGGCGUCGAUUCGGGAGCAAUAAUAAUGGAAACAAAGAUUCGGAGGAGAGCGGCAGAGGAGGAAGUAGAAUUGGCUUGAGGGACGGGAAGUCGCCGACGUGGUCUAGGGAUUCAGCUGCAAGCGAGCCGUCGAGGAUGAUGAGGGCUUUAAAUUCGAGUUCAUCACCGAUACGAGCCUCAAGAGCUAGUCCGAGGACGAACGAAAACUCGAAGGACAACUCUAAAUCGAAAUCGAAAUCUCCAAGUUGGUCGAGGGAAUCGGCAGCGAGCGAACAAUCGAGGAGUGUGGAUGUGGAGACGGCAAAGAGGGGUACCGAUGAGGUGCAGGUUGACAGUAAGAGUGGCAGUGAAAUGGAGGAAGGCGAGCUUGAGCCGGAGCCAGAGCCGGAGCCGGGGACUGAACCAGAACCCAACCUGGAUUCGGAAUCAGUACGUGGGGUUGAGCGUGAAUUGGGUCAUGAAGCUGGGGCUGAAACGGAAACGGAGGUCAGAGACCAUGUAGGUUUAAAGCUGGGUAAUAGUGUGAAUAAGGUGGUUGAGGCUGAGAGCGAGUGCCGGGUUGAGGAUUCAUAUAUGGCUGUGGAAGAUGGAGCGGAUAAAGUAUUAUGCAAGGAAGAGAUAGACAUGGAAAUAGAUAUGGAGAUUGAGAGAGAGCUACCGAAUGAUGAGGAGGGGAAAGAAAAGGAAGUUGAUGAAGAAGUACAACAGAGUGAAAGUGAGAGCAAUGAUGGAUUGGUGGAAAAUGAUGAAGAAGGUAAUAAGGAAGAAGAAGGUGCGAGGAAAGAUAGGCAAUGUGAGGAGGAAGCAAAGAUGGAUUCAGUGGUUUUUCGUAAGACUUCGAUGGGAUUUGAAGAGGAGGGUAAACAACAAGACAAGGGUAUAAUAGAUCUUGCGGCCAAGCGAGAGGAUGUGGAAAUAGCCGCCUUGAAUGAGGACAGAAAUGGAGUUUCUGAAGUCAAUAUGAGGAUAGAAACAGAGAGUUUAAAGAGUCAGAAUUUCAAGGAUAAAGGCAAAAGUGUGUCUAUUGCCCCUACCCAUGUUGCAGAUUCUGUGGAAGAUGAUGUGUGGAUUGGAAGGGAAACCAGGGAGUUCGAGACUUGCAGGGAUAAUGGAGAUAUGGAAGGACCUAGUACUCGUGGGUUCGAGUUGUUUAGUAGCUCUCCUGUUAGAAGAGAAGAGAAAGACGAUCGAUCUGGUGUUAAUAGUAAGCAGAAGGAUGAAAAGCUGAUGCUGGAGCCACUAGAUCUUUCGCUAAGCUUACCGAAUGUUUUGUUACCGAUUAGUGCUGCUGAUACGAAUCAAGCUACUCCCGGUUCCCCAAGUCAAGCAAGGAGUGUUCAGUCCUUGAGUAAUACAUUUUGCACUAACUCGGAUGGAUUUACUGCAUCAAUGUCGUUUUCUGGUUCUCAGUCAUUUUAUCACAACCCAAGCUGUUCUCUGACGCAGAAUUUGAUGGACAACUAUGAACAAUCAGUGGGCAGCCGCCCCAUAUUUCAGGGAAUCGAGUGGCAGGGACAGUCUCAGAAUGAGUCCAAGCAAAAAGAAGUUCCCUUGUAUCAGAGAAUCUUGAUGAAUGGAAAUGGCUCUCUUGGUCAGUCUCAAGUGGUACAGGGCACUUCUAAUGGCCAAGCCGUGCAAGGACAUCAUAGGGUUUUAGAAGGGAGCUCUAAAAUAGCCAAUGGGCUAGAGAGGCAGUUGAGUUUUCAGAGGCAGCUUUCAGGAGGACAGUCAAGGCACAUUGAUGAUGUUAGAUCACCUUCCCAGAGUGUAGGAUCUCAUGAUAUUGGAUCAAAUUAUAGUUUUGACAGGAAGCGAGGAAUGAGAGAGAAGAGUGGGGGUAGUUUAUAUAGGACUGGUAGCCAGAAGGAGCCUGAACAGCUUCUGAUAGGUGGAGUUGAAUUUGUGACUUUCAUUGCCAGGAUAGUUGCUGAACCAGUGCAUGUUAUGGCUAGGAAAUUUCAUGACAUGACGGCAGAAUUCAUAGCGUGUCUAAAAGAGAGCAUUAACGAGAUCAUGUUGAAUGUUGACAAGCGACCGCAAUUAUUUGCAUUUCAGAAAGCACUGCGGAAUAGGUCUGACGUAACCAUGGAUAACCUACUGAAAUCCCAUCGGGCUCAAUUGGAAAUCUUGGUCGCUUUGAAAACUGGUUUACCUGAUUAUCUUCAACAGGACGACAGUGUUUCACCAACUCAUUUGGCAGAGGUUUUUCUGUACUUAAAAUGCAGAAAUCUUAACUGUAAGAAUCCUUUGCCAGUGGAUGAAUGUGAUUGCAAGGUCUGUGUGCAGAAAAAUGGAUUUUGCAGUGCCUGUAUGUGUCUUAUAUGUUCCAAGUUUGACAUGGCAUCAAAUACAUGUAGUUGGGUGGGGUGUGAUGUUUGUCUACACUGGUGCCAUACCGAUUGUGGGUUACGGGAAUCUUAUAUCAGAAAUGGACGGAGUGCUACAGGGACUUAUGGGACAACCGAGAUGCAGUUCCAUUGUGUUGCUUGUGAUCAUCCUUCUGAAAUGUUCGGCUUUGUAAAUGAGGUUUUUCAAAAUUUUGCCAAGGAUUGGACGGCUGAAACUCUUUCUAGAGAACUCAAAUAUGUGAGGAGAAUCUUUGGUGACAGCAAGGACACGAGGGGGAGGCGACUUCAUGAAAUUGCUGACAAGAUGCUGACAAGAUUGCAUAAUAAGUCUGACCUUCCUGAUGUCUACGGUCAUAUUAUGGCUUUCCUUAGGGAUGCUAAUUCUUCCAAGUUUGGCAAUCCUUCAAUCUCAUCUGGGAAGGAGCAAGGUAAAGAAAGCAAUGGGAUGGCUGGGCCAAGCCAGGAUCCCACUUGGCUAAAGUCCCUUUAUUCAGAGAAGGGCCCUCAGUUGGAAAGGGCAGCUAGUAUGCUUCCUAGUUUCGGUUAUGACCGAAACGACAAACGCACUUUAGAGUCAGAAUUACAAUCAAGUGUUCAAAAGCAACCUGUCUUUGAUGAAUUGGAGAGUAUGGUGAAAAUCAAACAAGCAGAGGCUAAAAUGUUCCAAGAACGUGCUGAAGAUGCAAGAAGAGAAGCCGAUGGCCUGAGACGCAUUGCCAUUGCAAAGAGUGAAAAAAUUGAAGAGGAGUAUAAGAGUCGAAUUGCAAAGUUGCGGUUGUCUGAGGGUGAAAAUAUGCGUAAACAAAAAUUUGAAGAAUUCAAUGCCCUACAGAGAGCACAUCAAGAAUAUUUCAAUAUGAAGAAGAGGAUGGAAGCAGAUAUUAAAGAUCUUUUGCUGAAAAUGGAAGCUACAAAACGAAACCUUGCCAUGUGAUCAGCAGGUUUUCCUAUUGAAUUGUCACCUUCUCAGAUAUUUGUAUCUGCAAGUGUUGAAAUGUCUUUGCGGUAACUUGACGGAGCCACCACAUUUAUGUCUUAGUUGUUGUAUCUUCUGUUCUAGGUUUCUGUUAUUAAUAUAUAUAGAUAUAUUUUUUUUAUGUGGUGUAUGUGCGAGCUGCUAACCAGAUUACCGGCAUCUGUACAUAGACUGCAAGAUCUCUUUUAUGUUUAAAAAAAGGUUCCAAUUUAGGGUAGCGA